GAAGUCUCUGCCCUGCUGCUGCUGCUUCCUCGCAGACACCCAGGAUCUAUCCAUCUGCAUAUAUUUUUAGCCCCAGCCUUUUUCUUGCUGUCGUUCCCCUGCUUUCCCGUUCUCUCCAUCGUCUCAAUCUUGGAAAAUCAUUGGGAUUUCGGGGUCUGGGAUUUUCUGAUAUAUAUUUUUAAUCUGGGUACCUUUCCCCCCCUCUUCUUUCCCCCCGUCUCUGUCUCUCCAUCAAACCCGGGCUGAUGUGCUCCGCAAGAGGCUGGAAAUGGAAGUGGUGAUGCUCUGGCUUUUCCCCUGGAUAUUUCAGUGCGUUUCAGUACGGGCGGACUCCAUCAUCCACAUUGGUGCCAUUUUUGAAGGAAAUGCUGCCAAGGACGACGAAGUCUUCAAGCAGGCGGUGUCCGAUCUGAACCUCAAUGACGACAUUUUACAGAGCGAGAAAAUCACGUACUCCAUCAAGCUCAUAGAAGCCAACAACCCCUUCCAUGCGGUGCAGGAAGCCUGUGACCUGAUGACCCUGGGAAUCUUAGCCUUAGUGACAUCCACUGGUUGUGCCUCAGCCAAUGCCCUGCAGUCCCUGACGGAUGCCAUGCACAUCCCACAUCUCUUUGUACAGCGCAACUCAGGAGGCUCCCCGCGCACUGCUUGCCACCUAAAUCCUAGUCUUGAGGAGGAAGAAUACACAUUAGCAGCCAGACCGCCUGUCCGCCUCAAUGACGUUAUGCUGAAACUCGUCACCGAACUUCGAUGGCAAAAAUUCAUAGUAUUUUAUGACAGUGAUUAUGAUAUUCGUGGGCUGCAGGGAUUUCUGGACCAGGCCUCUAGAUUAGGACUUGAUGUAUCUUUACAAAAGGUGGACAGAAACAUCAGCAGAGUUUUUGCCAGCCUUUUUACUACCAUGAAAACUGAAGAGUUGAAUCGCUACCGUGACACGUUACGAAGAGCAAUCUUACUUCUAAGCCCCAGGGGAGCCCAAACUUUCAUCAAUGAGGCUGUGGAAACCAACCUUGCUUCCAAGGAUAGUCACUGGGUCUUUGUAAAUGAGGAAAUCAGUGAUAAUGAAAUAUUAGAACUGGUACACAGUGCUCUCGGGAGGAUGACGGUUAUCCGGCAAAUCUUCCCUCUGUCAAGAGACAACAAUCAGAGAUGCAUGAGAAAUAAUCAUAGAAUAUCUUCAUUGCUCUGUGAUCCACAAGAAGGCUAUCUGCAGAUGCUGCAGGUUUCUAACCUCUAUCUAUAUGACAGCGUGCUCAUGUUGGCCAAUGCCUUCCAUAGAAAGCUGGAGGACAGGAAAUGGCACAGCAUGGCAAGCUUGAACUGCAUGAGGAAAUCCACCAAACCUUGGAAUGGAGGUCGAUCCAUGUUGGAAACUAUUAAGAAGGGCCAUAUAACUGGGCUCACUGGCGUUAUGGAAUUUAGAGAAGACGGCUCCAACCCCUAUGUCCAAUUUGAAAUACUGGGCACCAGCUAUAGUGAAACAUUUGGCAAAGAUGUGCGGAGGUUGGCAACAUGGGACUCUGAAAAGGGACUGAAUGGCAGCCUACAAGAACGGCGUCUGGGCAGUGACUUACAAGGACUGACACUGAAAGUGGUGACUGUCUUGGAAGAGCCUUUUGUGAUGGUGGCAGAGAACAUACUUGGGCAACCGAAGCGCUAUAAAGGAUUUUCCAUUGACGUUUUGGAUGCACUUGCCAAGAAUCUGGGCUUCAAGUAUGAGAUUUAUCAAUCUCCUGAUGGCAAGUAUGGACACCAGCUCCAUAACAGCUCUUGGAACGGCAUGAUUGGAGAACUUAUUAACAAGAGAGCAGAUUUGGCAAUCUCGGCUAUCACUAUAACACCGGAACGGGAAAGUGUUGUGGACUUCAGCAAGCGGUACAUGGAUUAUUCAGUGGGGAUUCUAAUCAAGAAGCCUGAAGAGAAAAUCAACAUCUUCUCUCUCUUUGCUCCCUUUGAUUUUGCGGUGUGGGCCUGUAUUGCAGCUGCCAUCCCUGUAGUUGGUGUCUUGAUAUUUGUUUUAAACCGUAUCCAGGCAGUCAGAGCACAGAAUUCUUCACAUCCCAGUCCCUCUGCUUCCUCCACGCUUCACAGUGCCAUUUGGAUUGUGUAUGGGGCCUUUGUUCAGCAAGGUGGUGAAUCUGCUAUCAAUUCUGUGGCUAUGCGCAUUGUGAUGGGAAGUUGGUGGCUCUUUACACUUAUUGUGUGUUCAUCCUAUACAGCUAAUUUAGCAGCAUUUCUCACAGUAUCAAGGAUGGAUAAUCCUAUCAGAACAUUUCAAGAUCUGUCCAAACAAAUGGAUAUGUCUUACGGUACUGUCAGGGAUUCAGCAGUCUAUGAAUACUUCAAAGCAAAAGGGACAAACCCUUUGGAGCAGGAUAACACAUUUGCUGAACUUUGGAGGACAAUCAGUAAAAAUAAUGGGGCAGAUAACUGUGUAUCGAACCCUUCUGAAGGCAUCAGGAAGGCAAAGAAAGGCAACUAUGCUUUUUUGUGGGAUGUAACAGUGGUGGAAUAUGCAGCCCUGACAGAUGAUGAGUGUUCUGUGACGGUCAUUGGAAACAGCAUCAGUAGUAAAGGAUAUGGGAUAGCACUCCAGCAUGGCAGUCCCUACAGGGAUCUCUUCUCCCAAAGGAUCUUAGAAUUACAAGACACUGGAGACUUGGAUGUACUCAAACAGAAAUGGUGGCCACGGAUGGGACGUUGUGACCUGAACAGCCACACCAAUGCACAGACAGAUGGCAAGGCACUGAAGCUUCACAGUUUUGCAGGCGUCUUCUGCAUUUUGGCAGUAGGCCUUCUUCUUGCGUGUUUGGUGGCAGCGCUGGAGUUGUGGUGGAACAGCAACCGUUGUCAUCAAGAAACUCCAAAAGAGAUGGCCAAUGAGGUGAGGCUGGGCCUCAGAACUAUGGAUAAAGAAGUAAAUCUGGAGCAGGUCCACAGACGUAUGAACAGUUUAAUUGAUGAAGACAUAGCCCACAAGCAAAUCUCUCCAGCGUCGAUUGAAAUCUCAGCCUUGGAGAUUGGUGGCAUGCAGCCAAGUCAGACCCUGGAGCCAGUACGCGAAUACCAGAACACACAACUUUCUGUCACCACCUUUUUACCAGAACAGACAAGUCAUGGUGCCAGCAGGACACUCACAACUGCCUCUGGUAGUAACCUGCCAUUGCCCCUUAGCAGCUCAGCCACCAUGCCCUCUAUACAGUGUAAACACAGAUCGCCAAAUGGAGGACUGUUUCGUCAGAGCCCUGUGAAAACACCUAUCCCGAUGUCAUUUCAGUCUGUGCCAGGGGGAGUCAUUCCAGAAGCCAUGGAGCCUUCCCAUGGAACAUCCAUAUAAUGAAAACAAACAAACAAAACAACCAGCAGAGCUUUUUAAUACAAUCUGAAACAAAAACAAAAACUUUUACAUUUUUCGUGUACAUAUCUGUAAAUAAUGAAAGAAUGAAGUGGGGUAAAAGUGUAUUUUGAAUAUUCCCAAUUUUCGAAGUCAGUAAAAAACAAAACAAAAACAAAAACAAAAAACAAAAACAAAAAAAAUGUAUGAAUGACUUUGUAAAUUUUGUUCUAUAUGAAUAAAAAGGCAAACUACUUGUGAUCGUU
Trachemys scripta elegans is the source of this 3600-nucleotide messenger RNA. RefSeq names its product glutamate ionotropic receptor delta type subunit 1 (gene GRID1). The coding region runs from base 269 to 3337 and encodes 1022 amino acids. Gene Ontology annotation, biological process: modulation of chemical synaptic transmission; synaptic transmission, glutamatergic; monoatomic ion transport. The transcript has 17 exons. Gene Ontology annotation, molecular function: glutamate-gated receptor activity; transmitter-gated monoatomic ion channel activity involved in regulation of postsynaptic membrane potential. Lineage: Eukaryota; Metazoa; Chordata; Testudines; Emydidae. Gene Ontology annotation, cellular component: postsynaptic membrane; plasma membrane. The record is from RefSeq and is a predicted model, not a curated record.